Molecule: messenger RNA, 1188 nt
Organism: Cavenderia fasciculata
Lineage: Eukaryota; Evosea; Eumycetozoa; Acytosteliales; Cavenderiaceae
Gene: hibch
Product: 3-hydroxyisobutyryl-Coenzyme A hydrolase
Exons: 2
Coding region: 1-1188 (395 amino acids)
Biological process (GO): L-valine catabolic process
Cellular component (GO): mitochondrion
Molecular function (GO): 3-hydroxyisobutyryl-CoA hydrolase activity
Source: RefSeq, a predicted model, not a curated record
AUGAUUAGAUCAACUCUCAAUAUUGGUUUACAACAAGUUGCAAGAAGAUCAUAUAGUUCUGCUGCUGCUGCUGCUCCAUCUGCUGCUGCUGCUCCAUUGGAAGAAGUAUUAUUUGAACAAAAGGGAAAAUGUUUAAAUGUAUUGUUGAAUAGACCAAAAGCAUUGAAUGCACUCAGUGCCAAGAUGGUUCAUCUUUUAACACCAAGAUACACAGAGAUUCAUUCUACUUGCAAGGAUGGAGACUUGGCAAUCGUUAUGAAGGGUGCUGGUGAAAAGGCGUUCUGUGCAGGUGGUGAUAUUCGUGCCAUCUAUGACGGCUGCAAUCCAACCGCGAGAAAGACACUCUCACCAGAACAACAACUCGAAGCUGGUGACAAGUUCUUUAGAGAAGAGUAUCAACUCAACCAUCUCAUCUACACUUCACCAGUUCCCCAAGUAUCUAUCUACAAUGGUUUCACGAUGGGUGGUGGUGUCGGUCUCUCUAUCCACGGCAAGUUUAAAGUAGCCACUGAAAGCACUCAAUUUGCCAUGCCCGAAACUGGUAUUGGAUUCUUUUGUGAUGUUGGUGGUUCACAUUUCCUACCACGUCUACCAUACCAUAUGGGUAUGUAUCUUGGUUUAACUGGUGCUAAAUUAAAAGGAAUUGAUAAUUUAAUAAGUGGAGUGACAACACAUUAUAUUACAAAUGAUAAGAUUGGAAAAGUUCAAGACGCUUUGGAAUCAUUAAGUGUACCAAGUGAAAAGAAUGUACGUGGUACAUUGGAUUCAUAUUCACAAAAAGUUCCAUCGAAUCUUGAUGGUACUAUAGCCACCAAGUUUGAUGCGAUUCAUAGAAUAUUUGGAAAGGAUUCUGUAGAGAGAAUCAUUGAAGAGUUGAAAAAGGAUGGAUCUGACUGGGCCAAGCAAACGAUUGCCACCCUCCAGACCAUGUCACCCACCUCUCUCAAGGUUGUCCACCGUCAAUUGUUGAACGGUGCCAAGUUGGACAUGGCCGAGUGUCUCAAGAUGGAGUUUAGAAUGUCACAACAAUUUGUCGAACAACACGAUUUCUUUGAGGGUGUCAGAGCACUCUUGGUCGACAAGGACAAGAACCCACAAUGGAAGCCUUCCAAUCUCUCCCAAGUCACAGAUUCAAUGAUUUCAAAAUAUUUUGAUCAUUUACCAAAAGAUAGAGAAUUAAAUCUUUAA